AUGGCGAAGACCGACCUUGGCGCGCGGAAGGAGGCUGUUACGCUUCCUCCGCUCAGACCUCCCAAACCGAACCUCAAGUCGAGCUUCAGAAAGGGCCCUCAGUACUUCGCCAGCAAUAUGUGCUGGCAUCAACACGGGCACAACUUGGGAAUCUUGCUGAAGCACCUCAGCUGCAACAUCAAAGAAGAAUACCAUCGUUUCAACAUGGCUGACACCAAGUCCAUUAACGGCAGCGAGGCGGCUCCUGCCGCUGGUCGUGUCGGUGCUUGGACCGAUGCUGAGCGCUUCCAGCUUGUCCUCCGCGUGCUUGCAACUGUGCUCCCCGAUGGAAAGGGAGUUGAUUGGAAGAACGUCAAUAUGGAGGGCCGUACCCUGAAGGCCCUGCAGGGCCAGUGGACUGCCAUCAUCGCCCAGAUGCGUGAGAUCAACACUGGCGAGAAUGGAGAGGCCGCUGCCCCGAAGCAGAAGACCCCCCGUAAGACUGCCACCAAGAAGAAGGCUGCCGCCGCUGCGGAGGAUGGUGAAGAGGCCAACGGUGACCAGGAGGGUAGCGAGGAGACCAAGGCGGUCACCCCGAAGAAGCGCGCUGCUGCGACCAACGCUGAUGGCACUCCGAAGAAGCGUCGUACCCCUGCCAAGAAGGCGGCCCAGUCCAAGGCCCAGGCCCAGGCCGAGGAGGCCCAGGAGACCGAGGCUGAGGCUAAGGUUGAAGCUGAAUCCGAGACCCAGGUCGUGACCAAGGAUGAGAAGGAUGGCGAGCAGUAG
Colletotrichum acutatum is the source of this 765-nucleotide messenger RNA. RefSeq lists its product as uncharacterized. The transcript has 5 exons. NCBI's taxonomy places the organism in Eukaryota, Fungi, Ascomycota, Sordariomycetes, Glomerellales, Glomerellaceae. The record is from RefSeq and is a predicted model, not a curated record. Bases 1 to 765 code for a protein of 254 amino acids.